Molecule: messenger RNA, 2973 nt
Organism: Peromyscus leucopus (white-footed mouse)
Lineage: Eukaryota; Metazoa; Chordata; Mammalia; Rodentia; Cricetidae
Gene: Lyplal1
Product: lysophospholipase like 1
Exons: 5
Coding region: 42-761 (239 amino acids)
Biological process (GO): protein depalmitoylation
Cellular component (GO): cytoplasm
Molecular function (GO): carboxylic ester hydrolase activity; palmitoyl-(protein) hydrolase activity
Source: RefSeq, a predicted model, not a curated record
GUCGAGGGGCGUGGCCGCGCGGCUUGGCUCUCGGUUCCACCAUGGCUGUCACACCGGGUGCUGUUCAGCUGCAGCGUUGUGUGGUGUCGCCGACCGGGAGACACACUGCUUCGCUGAUUUUCCUGCACGGCUCAGGUCAUUCUGGCCAAGGACAGAGAGAGUGGAUCAGCAAUGUGCUAAACCAGGACUUAACAUUCCAGCACAUAAAGAUUAUUUACCCAACGGCCCCCUCCAGGCCAUAUACUCCUAUGAAGGGAGGGCUCUCCAAUGUGUGGUUUGACAGAUUUAAAAUAUCUAAUGACAGCCCGGAACACCUGGAGUCAAUUGAUAGAAUGUGUCAAGUGCUCACUGAAUUGAUUGAUGAUGAAGUAAAAAAUGGCAUCCAGAAGAGCAGGAUAUUAGUAGGGGGAUUUUCUAUGGGAGGCUGCAUGGCAAUACAUCUUGCAUAUAGAAAUCACCGAGAUGUGGCAGGAGUAUUUGCUCUUUCUAGUUUUCUGAAUAAAGAGUCUGCUGUUUACAAGGAUCUCCAGCACAGGGACGGCACGCUGCCUGAGCUUUUCCAGUGUCACGGCACCGCAGACGAGCUGGUUCUUCACUCUUGGGGCCAGGAGACAAACUCAAACCUGAAAUCUCUAGGAGUGAGCACAGUGUUUCACAGUUUCCCAGAUCUCUACCAUGAGCUGAACAGAACUGAGCUGCAGAGGCUGAAGUCAUGGAUUCUUACAAAGCUCCCAGGAGAGACUGACGGCCAGAAUAAAUGAAUCCUCACUGGCAUAUUGAUUAUUAUCUUACAUUUAAGAAAUUUUUUCCUUAGUUGAUCCUCACAAAAAUUAUCAUGGUGGCAUAGCCAACACUCCCAUAACACAUGAAUGGAGUUUAUGAUAAUCUGUUUUAAUUCAACAAAAUUGUCUUAAGAAUCAUCAUGUUGUAAAUGCCACCUGUUUAUUUUGUGGCUGUAUAGAUGUCAUUUUAUGAACACACUGCAAUUUACUGGUCCAUUCACCACAGGUUUGGGUCACUUCCUGUGUGGGGCUGUCAUAAAUAGGGCUAUUGUAAGGUGUAAGCAUCCACCCUUACAACAGAGAGGCUGGGUGAUAUACUCUAUCUAUCAUUACCUGAAACCAUCUAGCUGUUUGAAUGUAAUUUUACCAUUUUCCACUCUAGUCAGUGUGAUAGCUCCUGAUGCCCAGUUCUUUACCAUACUUUCAUUUUGACCAUUCUAGUGGCUGCAUAGUGUUUGAUUUCCAUAGUGUUUCAUUUCCAUUAUGCAGGUUUGAUUUCCAUUUUCUUGGUGCCUAUAAUGUGAUACAUAGUCCUACCCUGGGGGAUUUUCCCACAUUUGUGAAGAAUCAGUUUAUCUUCCCCAAUUUGUUUCCAGAUUGUUUUUGUGAAAGGUGGUUUACAAUCAAGUUAUAAUGACAAAAUAUGAAUAAAUAAUUUACUGACUCAUAGAUUUACUUAUUAAAAUGUCUAGUUCUAUAAGGAGUAAUAUCUUAUUAAAGGUAGAAUUAAUUGAGAUCACUAUCUGACAUUGUUUUUUAGAUGAAUUGUUAUAAACACUUAAAGAUCUUUAAGUAUUUUAAAAUAAGCAUACAAAAUAAUAGGUCUUUUCAUGGUUUUCACACACAUGUAUUGUACUUGCUCACAUUUUUCCCUCAUAAACCUCCCUGCACCUCCUCCCACUGGUCCACUUAGUCAUGUCAAAUCAUCCCUUCUGCUUUCUUUUCAUGUACGUGUGUGCGCGCGCGUGCGCGCGCGUGCGCGCGUGUGCGCUUCACAUGAGAGAACACAGGAUAAUGUAACACUUGUCUUUUUCCCUCCUCUCUAGUUGCCCACCCCACACAGUCCUCUUCCACUCUUGGAUGGGUAUGUAUAUAAAUCUAGAUUCUUCAUACAAGAGAACAUGUGAUAGUUUGCACGUCAGGCUUAUUUAAUGUAAUCUCCACCUCUGAUUGCUUUAUUGGAAAUUAGUAUUCCUCAUGACAUCUGUAUAAUACACUCUCUUUGUAUAACAUCUGUAUAAUACAUUCUCUUUGUCCUUUUAUCCAUCAAGGCUUCUGCACUGGCUCUAGGUCUUUGAAUACUGUACCUAGUGUACAAUCUGCAUGGAUAUGCAGCUACCUCUGCUGAUGAUGUAGAUUCCCUCGGGCAUAUACCCAGAGUGGUAUGUCUGGAGCAGGUGGUAGUUCUAGGCUUAGUUUCCUGAGGAGCCUCCAUGUUGAUUUCCAUAGUGGCUGCACUAGUUCACAUUCCAUCCAGGAGUGUUUACAUGCUUGCCAGCAUCUGUUGUCAUUUCUUUUCUUGAUGGCAGCCAUCCUUACUUAGGGGAGAUGGAAUCUCAAUGUUAUUGCGAUUUCACUGUAGCCUUUUCAUCCAGAAGGGUUGGCGAUGGGGGAGGCAAGGCUUUUUGUGGAUCUUCAUCUGUUCCAUUUAAUAAGCAAGCCAUUUGAAUCCUUUCCAUCAGUCACUGAUCGAGAGCUGGAUCUUUCCAGUGGGGCCAUAGGAUAGUCCCAGUUCUGGGGUCCGGUGCUCAGGGUCAGCAUGAACCCAGUAGUAAAUAAAUAGCUCCUUUCAAAAGUAGAGGUGACCGCUGCGUUAGGGAAUCGGGGUCCAAACUCUAUGGGCUUCCAAGUGGAAGCCACCUCCCUUUGCCAUAUUGACAACCUCAGUUGCAGAGCUUUGUGACUCAAGGGAUCCUUGCAGAUGUGAAGACACUGAGGUCUCAACACUCUUCUGUACCUGUGUCAUCUCAAUCAGGAGCAUCACUUUGGCUGCUCACAUCAUUCUCAGUACAGUCAUAUAAAACAUGAGUAGCAUUUAUAACUUUAGCAGCAGAAUCCAAAACAACAGCAUUGACUCAAUACAGGCACAUCUACCCUCUUCUCUUCUCCAUUGUGAACCUACCACAACCCUAGCAGUCAAAUAUGGGAGUACCAUCACCCCGUGGAAUUAUGGGACAACAGCAACUCAGGU